This is a messenger RNA of Epinephelus lanceolatus (giant grouper), 3333 nucleotides long. It is a transcript of the gene cbln12, whose product is annotated as cerebellin 12. Lineage: Eukaryota; Metazoa; Chordata; Actinopteri; Perciformes; Serranidae. Gene Ontology annotation, cellular component: synaptic cleft; glutamatergic synapse. The record is from RefSeq and is a predicted model, not a curated record. Gene Ontology annotation, biological process: maintenance of synapse structure. Gene Ontology annotation, molecular function: zinc ion binding; protein binding.
UGACCUCCCUGAGUCCAGUGGAGACACCCCGGGGAGGUGAAUCUGUUGGGAUUAGCCUCCGCAGUCAACAAACAGACGCACAACACACGCGCUCUCCGAUGGCCACAGCCUGCACACACCAGGGCUCCAACAGUGUUUAGUUUUUAGACUUGUGUGACACACACGAACACACCAGGGACCCCCCAUCUGCUCACCAUGGCAUCCCUAGACGAAGAGCUGACCUGCUCUGUGUGCCGAGACUUCUUCAGCCAAGCUCACCCCCUGCCCUGUGGUCAUAGCUUCUGCCCGGCCUGCAUCCGCGAGGCCUGGACCGUCCAGGAAGAGGGCAAGAGUCGCUUUACCUGCCCCCAGUGUCAGGAGGAGCAUGGAGAAGUGCUGUGUGACUGCUGCCCACCCGAGGCAUCAGAGGGGCAGCCAGCGUUGGCUGUCAAGACCUGCCUGAGAUGUGAAGUGUCGCUUUGUGCCGAACACCUUCAACCCCAUCUGGAGAGACCUGCGUUCAGCACCCACCUGUUGGUGGAUCCACUUGGGGACCUCUCCCAGCGAAGGUGCCCAACACACACAGAGAUACUGCGCUACUACUGUGCUGACGAGAGGGUGUACGUGUGUGGUGACUGUCUGCUGGAUGGAGGGCAUGCUCAGCACAAAGUGAAAGCCCUGAAACAAGUAGAAGAGGAUCUGAAGGUUAUUCUCCAGACACUGCUCAGCAAAGCAGAGGAGAAGCUGAAAGAUGGAGAGCGAAUCCUCAAAGAGCAUGAGAGUAUUGAUUCAACCAUGGCUGACUCUCUGAAGCAGGAUGAAACCCAGGUGGAGCGGCUGGGCUCAGACCUGCAGGUCCAGGUGAGGAAGCUGGUGACUGAUCUGAAGGAGAUCACCAAGAGGGAGAGACAGCAGGUCAUACAGCGUGUGCAUGAAGACUGCUCCAAGGUGAAAGGGGACAUGAACCAGGUACUGAACAUCCAGCGUUACCUGGCCUUGCUGCUGGCAGAGACUGACCCCUUCCUGCUCAUCUGGGCCUUUCAAUCAGAUGACACAAAGUUAUUAGCUGACCUGAACAACCCACUUUUCAUCCCUGAUGCCAUAAAUUUGGACAGAAAACACAUCUUGGAGGACAUAGAGAGCAAAUAUCGAGGAUUCAUCACCGGCACCCUCCGCUGCCUCAGUGAACUCAAGAGGGAGCUCUUAACCAGUCCCUUGUCUCUGGACACUAACACGGCCCAUCCUUUGUUGAGCAUCUCUGACGACCUUCGCUCAGUGACACGGGUCAAAAACCGCUUGCCCUGCGCCGCUCACCCUGAACGUUUCGACCACUGGCCACAGGUCCUCGCCACCCAGACCUUCAGCUCUGGGACACACUACUGGGAGCUGAAGGUUGAGGGAUUCUGGGAUAUUGGUGUCUGCUAUAGAAGUAUUGGACGGAAGGGGAAAGAGGGCAAUGCCUUUGGGAACAACAAGGUGUCAUGGAGCUUGACACAGCAGCAUGACAAGAAGCUGGCUGCCUGGCACAACCGCAGGAAGACCCGCCUCACGUACCAAAUGACUGGCAACCGAGUUGCUGUUGCCGUGGACUACGGCGCAGGCACCAUCACCUUUUCUGAAUUGGGACCAUCAAACAAUCUGACCCACCUCCACACUUUCACCACCACGUUCACUGAGCCGGUUUGCUUGGGCUUUGGACUCUACAAAGCUGAGCUCAACAGUCACAUUACUAUCAUCAAAGUCUGAGGUGGAGAAAAUCCCACCGACGGGCACCAUGCUGGUUUAACUUUGACAAAGUCAUGCGAAGACAAAGGGGUGUUGGUUUACUUCCUCACCUCUGGAGCCACACAACAUGGAACUUUGAGCCACUCUGAUGUUUCUCUCCCCUCAGAUAUCAGCCUCAGCUCAUCUGUCCUCAUUAAAGAGACAAAACCAUACUUUAUAAAACUGUGAUCGACUGAUAUCCACAUGGAAAUAUCACAGAUAACUGAAAAUGGAGCGUUCAGUGAGUGAACAUGAAGGGAUCCUAUAGUGGGACAGCAAAUGAAGAGGUUCCUUUUAAAAGGGGCAAAAAAUAGUCCUUGUUGACAAAAUUGCACUGUUAAUGUGUUUUUCAUUCCCCUGAAAUCAUACUGUAGAUGACUGAUUUUAAGAUAUUACAAUUAUGUUAAAGAAGGUUGUAAAUGUUGUUUUGAUGUCAUAAAUAAUUUUGUCAGAUGUUUUUGAAACUAUACAUUAACUCAUCCUGUCCUUUGUUAAGCAUCUCUGAUGGUCUGCCCCUGUUUGACUGAAAGCUGAAUUUUGUAAAAACAUUCAUGUGUGUAUUAGUUGUAUCUUUAUCAGGUUGGUUUAUGUAUUCAUACACUCAAAAAAACACUAAAAUAAUGUCCCCACAGAGAAACUGAUGCUAUAUCGUGUGAAUCCAGUCUGAUUAGUCUGAUCUUUUUUGAUAGGAGCUACCUUGCUUUAUAAAGCAUUGGUGGAGUUUCCCAUGAAGAUGCAUUUGAUCCUUUUUAAACUCAGCUUGAAGACACAAAAAGGAAUGACUGAUUUGAUUGGGUAUUAAAGAAAAAAGGGAAAACAACUGCCACUCACUUGCUAACUUUGCUCUUUGAAGCAGCUCAGAUACCCAAUUAUUUUCCCAUUUUCUUUAUUUCAGUAUAAAGGUGAGUAGGCGGAUGCUACAUAGAGGGUGAGAAAGAAGCAGAAGGAAAGGGGGGUGGCACAGAGAGAGAGAGAGCGGGAGAGGGAAAAGCGAGAGAGAGAGAAAGAUCAGAGCAUACUCUGGCUUGGCUACGAUCAGACUGACUACCUUGCUGUGAAAUAAUGUGAUAGGGUAGCAAGAGAACGGGGAUUUAUUUUUGACCACACAACGGUACUCCAGCCGUGAGGAAACAAUUGUUUUCACCUGAUAUGGAAUACAAGAUUGUUCAGAAGGAAACAGGUUUUUUGCUGAAGAAAUCAACUUGAAAAUACCAAGAGAUUUUUUUUUUUGUGAUUGUCAUUCUGGCCCCUGCUGACACAGCACGUAGGACACUGAAGAGAUUUGGGAUUUGUGGGGGCAAACAAAAAAAGACAGACAGAAAGGGAAUGAUUGACAGCUAUGGCCAAUGAAGAAUUCUGAGUAUUUUCUGAAUAUUAUCCCAUCUGCUGGUUCUUUCGCUGCCUGGGUGCAUAUUAAUAUCCUUCAGCUGGUACCAACCAAAACUACAUAGAGGUUAAAGUUUGAAACAUUUUCACAAAGACCAUUUGUUUCUCUGUAGCAUGUUUGUUUACAUUUCAAGUUGUCCAAAGUGACACUUCUCUACAUUAGAAUCAAUCAGAGAUAAUCGGCUAAACAUCCCAGGUUCAGUC